AUGAAUGAGUUAUCAUUUAAAUCAAGGACUUAUGUUGUACUAACAUUAAGUCUAAUAUCAUUAUAUAUGUUAUAUUUACUAAUAAAUACAAAAACAUACUUUUAUGAAAUUGACGAAAACUCCAUUUUCCUUCCGACUGAUUCAAAACGCCUUUCAAUCCCUAGUAAUGUAGAAUUAUGUACAACAGAUGAGUUUAAUAAAGGAAAAUGGACUCAUCAAGUCAUUGGUUUAGAAUCAUAUACGAUAGAAGGAAUUAAUGCCUAUGCAGGAUAUUAUUGUAAUUGGGAUUUCCCUCACCGAUGUUAUAGACGACAAGAUCCAUCUACUGAAUUCAACAGAAGUAAAUCAAUAUUAGACUAUAGCUGGCAACCGGAUGCUUGCGCAAUGAUCCCUUUUCAAGCUAGAGAUUUUGCUAAGCAUUUAUCUCGGAACCCCCUUUUAUUUGUCGGAGACUCUAUCACACAAUUAAUGUUUGAAAGUUUGUGGUGCUUGACAGGUCAAGAUUUGACAGCACAAAAUAAAGACACACGGUUAUCUGGUGGAGAUACAAAGAUGUGGGUAAGUCAACUUGUUCAUCGUGAUCGAGUGAAUGAAGAGGAAAAUGCCGUCACAGUUGGUUAUAUUCGAUCAGACUAUCUUGUAAAAUUGGAUGAUUUUAGUUUAAUUGAGCCUAAUGAAAGUGAAGGUUACCAAAUCGGAGUUGGUAGUAACUUCCCUUGGAUUCACGCCAUACCUCGAUUUAAGUAUAUCAUGAUUAAUACCGGACCACACUGGCACCCUGAUUUGAAAUGGGGUCCUAAUAAAGACCGAGGAGAGCUAUUGAAAGCGUUUAAGAUGGCUAUAAAAAAAGUAUUUGACUAUUUGAAAAAGAAUGUUAAAUCAGAUCAACGAGUUUGGGUUAGGAGUACACCUUAUGGUCACGCUAAAUGCUCUCAAUAUAGAACACCAAGUAGAGUUCCCGUGAAACCUACAGGACAACAAGGUGAAUAUGAAUGGGAUAUGUUUGAAGAGUUUGAUUUCGUUUGGAAGGAGAUGUACAUUCUCAGCCAGAUCAUGAUUGUUUGCAUACUUGUCUACCAGGCCCAGUAG
Molecule: messenger RNA, 1089 nt
Organism: Cokeromyces recurvatus
Lineage: Eukaryota; Fungi; Mucoromycota; Mucoromycetes; Mucorales; Mucoraceae
Exons: 4
Coding region: 1-1089 (362 amino acids)
Molecular function (GO): O-acetyltransferase activity
Source: RefSeq, a predicted model, not a curated record